GGUUAAGCUGUUUGUGUUUCUGUCCGGAAGGAAUAUCAGCGCGGAACGGAAACAUGGCGUUCAACUUUGGCGGCCCGUCUAGCAGCGCGAGUCUUUCUGGCACUGGGUUUGGAGCCGCCACCACAACAACAGCAUCCACGGGAUUUGGAUUUGGAUCAAGUACCACAGGAUUUGUGUCGCCGGGUUCAAGCAGCAGUGCCCCUACAGCCGUUAGUUUUGGGGGGUUUGGGUUGAGCCCGAUGGCCCCUGUGUUCAGUUUUGGCAGUAGUCUCAGUGGAGCAGGUGCUUUUGGAGGAUUUGGAGCCACGACGGCUCCUGUCAGUAGUGGGUCGACCUUCAGUUUCUCCACACCAUCAAACACAGGUGGAGGUCUCUUUGGAAGCACUCAGAAUAAAGGUUUCGGCUUCUCGACUGGUUUGGCUUCGAGCGGCGCUACAGGAACGGGCUUCAGCAGCACUGGAUUGGGCUUUGGUGGUUUCGGCGGAAUUCAGAGCGGCCAGACCCAACAGGGUGGUCUGUUCAACCAGCAGGGGUCUCAGUCUAGUCAUCUGAUCAACACUGCCAGUGCUCUGUCUGCUCCGUCUGUGCUCAGCGAUGAGCGGGACUCCGUUCUGGCCAAGUGGAACCAGCUGCAGGCCUUCUGGGGAACAGGCCGAGGUUACUUCAACAGCAGCACUCCUCCGGUGGAGUUCAGCCAGGAGAAUCCCUUCUGCCGCUUCAAGGCGGUGGGCUACAGCUGUGUUCCUGAAACGAAAGAUGAAGAUGGGUUAGUGGCUCUGGCUCUCAGCAAGAAGGAAUCAGACGUUCGCUCUCAGCAGCAGCAGUUGGUCGAGUCUCUACAUAAAGUCCUUGGAGGAAAUCAAAUGAUCAGCGUGAAUGUGGAGGGUGUGCGAGCGUUACCUGAUGACCAGACGGAGGUGAUUGUUUAUCUGGUGGAGCGUUCUCCUAACGGCACGUCUAAGCGGGUUCCAGCAUCGACUCUCCAUAGUUUCAUGGAGCAGAUGAGUGUGAAAUCUCAGCUACAGCAGCUCAGUGUCGUAAUGACCGUCAGCAGGACCGCACUGAGCGCAGCACAACUCAAACAACUGCUGCAGAACCCACCCGCAGGUGUGGACCCCAUCAUCUGGGAACAGGCUAAAGUGGACAAUCCUGAUCCAGAGAAGUUAAUUCCAGUACCUAUGGUGGGUUUUAAAGAACUCCUGCGAAGAUUAAAGAUUCAAGACCAGAUGACCAAACAGCACCAGACCAGAGUCGACAUAAUCUCUAAUGACAUCAGUGAGCUGCAGGUGAAUCAGGCCACAACCACAGCCAAAAUCACACAGUACAAACGCAAGCUGAUGGAUCUGUCACACAGAGUAUUACAGGUGUUGAUCAAACAGGAGGUUCAGAGGAAGAGCGGUUAUGCCAUUCAACUAGAUGAAGAGCAUCUGAGAGUUCAGUUAGAAACCAUUCAGUGUGAGCUGAACGCACCAACGCAGUUCAAGGGGCGGUUGAAUGAGCUCAUGUCUCAGAUUCGAAUGCAGAAUCAUUUUGGAGCUGUACGUUCAGAGGAGCGCUAUCGAGUGGAUGCCGACCUGCUGCGAGAAAUCAAACAGCACCUGAAGCAGCAGCAGGAGGGUCUGAGUCACCUGAUCAGCGUCAUAAAAGAUGAUCUGGACGACAUCAAGAUGAUUGAAGAUCAGCUGCAUGAUGGGAUUCACACUCGCAGCAGCAAACUCAGCUGAUACACACACGCACACAGUCACGCGUGUAUAGGGGAUGCUGUCUGUUCACAUCGUUGAAGAACUGCUGUGCAUUGUGACAGUGUCAUGUGAUUAUCAUUGUGUGUCUUUGACAGCUGAAUAUUAAACACACACGUCUCACAUUGAUGAAUAAAGUUUUCUUUUGUA
Triplophysa rosa is the source of this 1889-nucleotide messenger RNA. RefSeq names its product nucleoporin 54 (gene nup54). The record is from RefSeq and is a predicted model, not a curated record. The transcript has 14 exons. Gene Ontology annotation, biological process: NLS-bearing protein import into nucleus; nuclear pore organization; protein localization to nuclear inner membrane. NCBI's taxonomy places the organism in Eukaryota, Metazoa, Chordata, Actinopteri, Cypriniformes, Nemacheilidae. The coding region runs from base 54 to 1724 and encodes 556 amino acids. Gene Ontology annotation, molecular function: structural constituent of nuclear pore. Gene Ontology annotation, cellular component: nuclear pore central transport channel; nuclear pore.